This is a messenger RNA of Closterium sp. Yama58-4, 2529 nucleotides long. NCBI's taxonomy places the organism in Eukaryota, Viridiplantae, Streptophyta, Zygnematophyceae, Desmidiales, Closteriaceae. The record is from the annotation of a GenBank genome assembly.
AUGCAAGGCCCCCCUGUCCCGUGGUGGAUUCGUAUCCUAGGGGUGGUGGGGAAUGUGCGGGAGAUUGUGAGUAAGGGACACCAUCAGUGCCACGUGGACUGGAUGGCUGGUCACGGCCACCUGUACUCUGGUAACCACUGGGCUGGUUUGAGGAGCGCCCUGACUCCCAUGUUCCACCGCUCCACCCAUCUGCACUCCUUCCUUCCUGGCAUGCACCUGGGGCUUGCGUCUAUCGGCUCUGCUUGCUUUGGUGAAGACCUGUGGUUUCAGCAGAACGCUACUGCCACACUCACAGCUGCGACAGCCCACACUGAGGCAAGCGAGCAGGCAGCGGCGAAGCUAGGGGCGCACAGUAGCUCUACCCACCCUGCUCCUCCUCACACCGCGUUACCACCACACACAGAACCACACUCUACCGCACCACACACUGCUGCACCGCACACUGCGGCUCUGGCACGGGCAUACGGGGCAAACGAGCAGGCAGGGGCGAAGCUAGGGGCCCUCUCAUCGCUCCUCCUGGCCCUAUUCCCUCUGAGCCUGCGCCCCUGGGUGCAUGCGCUGCUGGGUGUUCUGCCUGGGAGCACCGUGGGUGCUGCGAGGGAGAGACACCGAGAGCUGAUGAAGGCAUGGAAGCGGAUGUUGGAAGCAAAGAGGCAACAACAGUCCCAAGGCAACAACAGCGCUGCUGACAUACUGACCUUUCUCAAAAGCUUCCGAGACAAGGGCACAGGUGCAACACUGCUCGAAUAUGAUCUUCCUCUGAUCCUCUUUGGCCUCCUGGGGGCCGGUGUGGGCACCACAUCGUCCACCCUGGCUUUUGCUGUUCUCAUGCUGACUCAGCACCCGGAAGUUGCAUGGAAACUUCAGGCUGAAAUCGACAGGUAUUUUGAGGAGAGGGAGCAGCAGGGAGAGGGGAUGGGGGAGGGGAAAGGGGAGAAAGAGGAGGAGGGAGAGGGGGAGGGAGAGGGGGUGGAGAAGGAGAAGAGAGGACCCUUAGACACACCUGCUUCUUUUGAACGGGGACUCUCGUUUGAAGGCCUAGAAGAGCUUAAGUAUCUUGACAUGGUGGUAAAAGAAACACUUAGGCUAUACCCCGCUGCACCUGUAGCUGCCCGCCUGCCCGUCCAUGCAACGACUCUGGCUGGUUACCACAUCCCUGCAAAUACGCCCGUUGUGGUUCCCAUUUUCGCUGCACACCGCUGCCCGGAUUUCUUCCCCCGACCGCUUUCGUUCCUUCCCGAACGUUUCGGUCAGCGGGCAACAGCUGAGAAGAAAGUUUUGGGGAACGAGGCAGGGAGGAGAAAGGAGGAAGAAUCUCGAGCCAUCAUUGAUGGGUUACUUGAUGACCCCACACUCAUCGAUUUCAGUUUCCCUGACCAAAUAUGUGGCACAUGGCACCACAACUACAUGCGCAUGCACCAGCAAAUCCGGGCAGCCAGCAAAAAUCCCUCCGCCGCCCCACCGCCCGACACGCCGCCCGUGAAAUUUCUCACCUUUGACGGCCUCAGCCACUGCGACAGCCUCGGGGAGACCCUCAUGGGGCUGACGUCAGCAUUCACUGUAGCUCUCCUCACUAACAGGGCCUUCGUUAUAAAGCACCCGUGCAUCCCCAUGGCUUUUGAACCGGCGUUGAUCGACUGGCAACCGACAGAAGAUGUGGGCUUUGAGCCGGUCAGAAACGAAAAUUUUCCGCUGGACCCUUCGAACAGGGCAGUCAAUCCUCCAAUAGGAGCGAGUGACAUAGUGGAAAUUAACCUGGAAUUACAUCCCGAGGCGCACCCAGAAAAGGUGUUUCCGCAGGUGGAAGCUGCGAGGAACCUGCGAGUGGUGUGGAAUAAGGAUCUGCUGGUCCAUAUGCUGAAGGGGGCGAAUGGGUCGGUGUGGGGGGAGAGGCUCAUGGAAAUGGGUAUCAGGAUCCCGUAUGCUUUCGGCUGCUUUGUCCGAUACCUGCUCAGGCCCAAGCCGGAGGUGUGGCACAGGAUGCAGCCGUUUGAGAAGCACCUGAGGGGAGACAAGGUGGUGAGCAUCGGCAUGCACGAUGUGGAAAACUGGUGGUACCCGCCAUUCCUCAAUGUGAAAUGGCUUGUUAUUAGCGACUCACUGCAACUCAAACAAAAGGCCAUUGAAGUCAACGAGUCCAAGAUCGUGAUUACCGAAUUCGACCCGUGGGUCCCACCCUCCCUCCUCAGCAUCAGCCCCCCUCCCCCUCCGCCUCCCCCUCCCCCUCCUGCACCCGCGCCCGCACCCCCUCCCUCCGUCCCUUCUUCUGAUCCUGCCACCCCCACGACCACCACCCCAGAGGGACCCCCUCUCCCUCCCAUCCCCACGGUUCAAGAAUUCCAAGAGACAGUCACUGAGUGGCUUCUCCUCUCCUCGUGCAACUCCUUCAUUGUUUCGACCUCCGCCUUUGGUCGUACGGCUGCCAUGUAUUCAAUGCGCCCUAUGAGCAUGCACAUGCCACGCUCGUGCGACCCUCAGACUCCCGUCCGCGUUAGCAGCUUCGGAGAGGAGUCCAAGCGGCAAUUCUGA